AUGACAGUUUCACAGCAAAACUCCCAGACUGAAGAGAGAGACGAGAUGAAGAGAAUCAACCUCGAUCUGGGGGCCGGUUGCAAUAACCUGACUGAAGAGAGAGAUGAACUGAAGAGAACUGUGGAAAACUAUGUUCACUAUUUACAGCAAGGAUGGGUUUAUUUCAGCGGUAGUUUCUAUCGUAUUUCUUCCACCAUGAAGACCUGGCAAGACAGCAGAAAGGACUGUCAGCAAAGAGGUGCAGACCUGAUGAUUAUCGACAGCCAAGAAGAGCAGGAUUUCACAAGACAAUACAAAAAUAGAAUUUGGAUUGGACUGACGGACAGAGACACAGAGGGAGAAUGGAAAUGGGUAGAUGGGACACAACUUACAACAAGAUUCUGGCAUUCCGGGGAACCCAACAAUUAUCAGAAUAAAAAUGAAGACUGUGUGAAUAUAAACCACUACCAAAACAGCUGGAAUGAUGAAGUAUGUGAAAAUGAAUAUUUCUGGAUCUGUGAAAAGAAAAUGUAGCUCUACAUACUCACUGGUUUCACACCGUAAUGACAGCAACUUGAAGAAUAUUAAGAUAUCAUGUAUUUCGCCCCUUCAGCUAAACUGAAGUCAGCACUGAACCGUUUAUGCAAAGUGACACAUUGGACUCAAAUAUCCCACUGUGUGUUCUGAGUUCGGCUAUAAUCAACAUUUUAAAGACAAUGUGAAAAGGUGUCAUUUGAUUGUAUAUGUUCUUUAUACUGAUGUGUUUGAGAGAAAACACGCUCAUGUUUGUUUGCAGAUAAUGUCAAAUGUUAUAUACAGCAUAUAUUUAAACAGCACAAAGGCUCUUAUGAUAUUAUGGAUUGUUCUUUAGGUUGAUUGCAGUAGUAAAUAUAUGUAAUAACAAUACAGGUUUGCAGUUUAUAAGAAAGAUAAUGGCUUUAACUUUUCUUCAAAAUGUGGCUGAAAAUAUGGUGUUUUCUAUGUGAUGGAACUGUAAGAAAAAGUGUAUUUUUUCUUAACAUUGUGUGAAAUGUUCAGCCUGUCCUCCUACGAAAAAACGACCAUAUAGGCCGAUUGUUCAUGCC
Messenger RNA from Trematomus bernacchii (emerald rockcod), 1064 nucleotides. Its product is annotated as C-type lectin domain family 4 member F-like. Bases 1 to 513 code for a protein of 170 amino acids. NCBI's taxonomy places the organism in Eukaryota, Metazoa, Chordata, Actinopteri, Perciformes, Nototheniidae. The record is from RefSeq and is a predicted model, not a curated record. The transcript has 5 exons.